This is a messenger RNA of Scylla paramamosain (green mud crab), 1527 nucleotides long. RefSeq names its product protein sel-1 homolog 1-like. NCBI's taxonomy places the organism in Eukaryota, Metazoa, Arthropoda, Malacostraca, Decapoda, Portunidae. Gene Ontology annotation, biological process: ERAD pathway. The record is from RefSeq and is a predicted model, not a curated record. Bases 819 to 1436 code for a protein of 205 amino acids. Gene Ontology annotation, cellular component: endoplasmic reticulum membrane. Gene Ontology annotation, molecular function: protein binding. The transcript is spliced from 6 exons.
AAGAGAAUGGAAGAGGCAAAAAAGUUUAUCUAAUGAUAAUGAUACGCAAGGAUGGAGGGUUGGGAGAGAGGAUCGUGAAAGAUGGGUGACUUAAAGGGUCUAUGGAUGUAGGCUGCUAUACACAUCAAUAUUAUCCUUUUAACAUUGACGUAUGGAUCACAGACCUGGACGUUGAAUGGCAUACAACAACCAAUAAUUGUUGGGGAAAGGAGUUAUGUAGGGGGCGCGUGGAGUGGUGAGAUGGAAAGGUGCGAGCAAUGGAAGGGUGUGUGAGAUGAAGCAUGGUUGAUUGCACAAUGGAGUGAUAGUAUGCGGUGGAAGAGAUUGCACUGAAAUAGUGUACUGAGUGAAAACCUAAAUAGGAAAGGAAGGCAAGUUGAAAAAUCAAAGAAUAAGGUAAAACAGUACGUGUGUGAAGGAGCUGCUAGACUGGGAUAGAGGGAGGGCGCCUGAACGUUUGGGCGCUUAUCCUCUGGCCACCGCUGGAACGAGCGAAGGGUUAGAUUGUAGUGUGUGUGUGUGUUAGCCUUUGGUCAGUUUUCCUUGCAUAUAAGGAAGUUAAUGCUGCCCAUAUGGUAUUAUUGUGAUGAUGUAGUCUCAAAGAACAGCGAAAAAGGGAUGUGGAAUUUAAAAGUAAUUGUGUACCCGAGUCACGGAAAAGAAAAAGAAACGAGAUUGUGUGGCAGGAGGGAGAGGGGGAGGAGGUGCUGGUGUGCAUGACUACCAGCGCAAACACUUCACUCCCCUGACCACCGUCCACCACCAAGCACCGCACCUCGCAGGCUGAGCUAGACGUUGUGCAAUCCCUGACAGCAGCGAUGGAAAUGAAGGAAAGGCACCGCAGAGGCUCGGUUAGUGGUGGUGGUGGUGCUGGCGGCGCGGGUUUCCUGGAGGGAGAGGAGGCGCCGCUUCUUCCUGGAGGCUUGCGAAAUCGACGGAGGCGCGACUCCCAGCCCCGCUAUGAACCCACUGACUGGGAUGACUCGCUUCCCUACGGCGGAAAGGUGUACUUGGCGCGCCGCAAACUCCCCGACUCCCGGCUUUGUGUGGCCCUGCAGGUGGCGGUGGUGGCGGCGUCGCUGGGGACGCUGUACUACGCUUGGUUCCACUCAGACCACAUGCACUUCCACCUGGUGAAGGCCUACGCGCACCUGGGCCACAGGGAAGCACAGGCCACGGUGGGACAUAAGCUGCUGCACGCAGGCAAGGGCGUCGAGCAGAACCACACAGCAGCCAUGGAGUGGUUCUCUAAGGCUGCUGAGCAGGGCCACCCGCAGGCUUCCUACAACCUGGCCGUGGGCCAUCUGCAGGGCCACACCACGCAGCUCAAGCCGGGCGAGGCACACAAGCUUAUCCGCCACGCAGCCUCCCACGGGGUACCAGAGGCCGAGGAGGUAAUGAAGAGAGUCUGCUCCAAGGGACACUGUGAUGAGUAGUAAGGUUAGAUGAGUUAACCUUUUGCACGCGCCCGUUUUCUUUUGGCAAUGAUUGGAGGUGGUGGUGGUGGUGUAUUGUUAUGUAGUCUGU